UACAAAUAUAAUCUGUGUGUUUCUUCCUUCAAUUUUCAAACUGAAUUUGUGUACUAGAAUUACAUAAUUUUAGCGAUUUUCAAGCCAAAAAAUAUGUUAAAGUUUGGUGUAAAAUCUGCCAUACUGGGCACAGCAGUAUAUUAUACAGUAGAAAAAGGUGUUUGGAAAGACAGUUCUACUUCAAGCGAGUUGUAUAAUGAACUGGAAAAAGGCGUUUCACCAUACGUAGGAGAACUGAAAAAGCAAGUGCCAUAUGAGUUGCCACCAUUACCGUCAAAUGAUAAAGUAUCUUACCUAUGCAAACACUAUUGGAAUACUGGAGUUAAAGCUACAUUUAGGUUUUUGAUUAACUUACCUGAUCAUGCUACAAAUGCUGUAACUAAAACAUACAAUUCACUUUCUGCUGCCUUGGAACCAGUUGAACCAAGUUCAAAAUCAAGUGAUGGAAAAAAGUAAUCUGUAUUGUAACUAAAGAUUAUAUUAGUCAUUACUUUUAAAUACAAAUAUUAUAAUGUUAACCAUGU
Messenger RNA from Aricia agestis (brown argus), 524 nucleotides. It is a transcript of the gene QIL1, whose product is annotated as MICOS complex subunit MIC13 homolog QIL1. The transcript has 3 exons. The record is from RefSeq and is a predicted model, not a curated record. Gene Ontology annotation, biological process: cristae formation. The coding region runs from base 94 to 456 and encodes 120 amino acids. Gene Ontology annotation, cellular component: mitochondrial crista junction; MICOS complex. Lineage: Eukaryota; Metazoa; Arthropoda; Insecta; Lepidoptera; Lycaenidae.